Seminavis robusta is the source of this 1887-nucleotide messenger RNA. Lineage: Eukaryota; Bacillariophyta; Bacillariophyceae; Naviculales; Naviculaceae. The record is from the annotation of a GenBank genome assembly.
AUGCCGUCGGAUCUGUUCCAGCAAUUGGCCUUGUCCCAAUUGGAACUGUUGGCCAAUUCCUUGGUAGUACAAACAACAGACAGUAACAGUAACAGUAACAAGAGCAGUAAAAUUGGUUCCAUGGCACUCUACUUGCCACAAGAAAAUUCCAACACGGGUCAAUUGGAAUUCUUGCCGGCUGUCAUUUAUCCACAUCCCAGCAGGGAACGAGUCUUUAUUGCGUCUGAAGCUGAUUCCGGUGUCGCCGCUCGAUUGCCACGGCUAUUGACCAAAUUGCCGGGAUUUGCCGCUCCCGAUUCCUUACUGCCGCGCUAUCCCAUGGUUUCGUCUAAUAUUGCAGGAGUGGGAGUCGCCGAAGAAGUUCUGUGCGAUGUCCAAUCGGGAGCACCCGCCUUGUCGGUGCCUUUGUUCAUGGGAUCUCAAACUGUUGGUGUGCUGUUGGUGUCUCCUGCCAUUGUUUCAACUACUACUACUACUUCUUCUUCUUCUUCCACCAACAACAAAACCAACAACAAGAACAAACAAGUAUGGAGUGAGGAAGAUCGAGCACAAAUUAUACGAGCCGCACAAACACUCUCUAUGGCACUUUCCAUGGAUACCGAACGGAGCAGUUUGGCCUUGGAAAACAAACGAGUCCAAGAUGCGCUAUCGAAUAGCCUUCAUCAAGUCAAGAAUCCCUUGCAAGCCCUACGGACCUUUGGCAAACUAUUGCAGCAACGUGUGGCCGAGCAAAAUGAAAUUGCAGCCACCAACGGUGUCGGGACCAUACGACAAUUGCUCGAUUUGACGGCGAAUUUGGUGGAACAGAGUGACCGAGUCGUCAAUUUGUUGGCUCCCAUGGAUCGGAUCGUCGAGUCGAUGGAAGAGAAUAAUACGCCAUUGCUGUAUCUCAAUCCGGCUCGUCCGGAUGAAGAUACAGCCUUGGUGUUGUGGAAUCAAACCGAGACAACGCCACCCGCAAUCCCCUGGGAGAUUGAUACAUUGGAGUUUGCACGAAGUCGAGGAGAAUCAGCAUCGAAUGCUGCUGCGCCUCCUCAACGAUCCAAGAGUAUCAAUCCGCAGACACUGGAAUUCUCUAGUAGCAACAGGAGAAGUAGUCGAAACUCGACAGUGGAGGAGUUUUCCCGGAGAAAACCAAGUGGAGCGAGACGAAAAAAGGCAUUCCGGCAAAAGCACAUGAUGGGAGAGGUGACUCAUUUUGAACGGGGCAAUUCUCGCAGAAACAACAACAAUCGUCCCACAACAACCACUACCAACUCGGAGAGUGCAUCAUCAGCUUCCAUUGUGGGCAAUGACGGUCUCGAAAUUGGGUUUGUGGCAGACGUUUUGGGUCCAACCUUGAACGCCUACAAGGUGAUUGGGGGCGAGAGGGGAAUCUCCUUUCAAGUGCUGGGACUCGAGGAUGCGGAGGAACUUCCAGGUGUGUUUGUCCGGCCCAAAUCACUCAAGGAAGCUUUCAGCAACAUUGUGGACAAUGCAUUCAAGUACGUGGCCGUUACCAAAACAAUUAACGACAACAAUCAUCCAGAACGAAAUCAUAAUACUAAUAAUAAUGAGGAACCCAUAGUAAGGGUCCAUCUCAAGGGAAAUGAUGAUCCUCCAGGGGUCACAAUCCUGGUUGAAGACAAUGGGCCUGGGAUUCUUCCAGAAGAGGCAGAAGCUGUGUUUCAACGUGGUUACCGCAGUUCAUCUGUCAGUUCCUGGGUAUUGGGAACUGGAUUGGGACUGGGACUAGCAAGAGCGCUGGUGGAAAGCAUGGGUGGGAGGCUGGAGUGUCUGGACCAACGCGACAAACAAGUGAAUGGCCUGUUGGAGGGGGCAGCCUUUCAAAUAGAGCUAUACCGAAACAAGGACCGGUUGAGAAGUGAAGACUUUGCGUCAGAAUGA